Molecule: messenger RNA, 1113 nt
Organism: Lotus japonicus
Lineage: Eukaryota; Viridiplantae; Streptophyta; Magnoliopsida; Fabales; Fabaceae
Exons: 8
Coding region: 87-719 (210 amino acids)
Biological process (GO): maturation of LSU-rRNA from tricistronic rRNA transcript (SSU-rRNA, 5.8S rRNA, LSU-rRNA)
Cellular component (GO): nucleolus
Molecular function (GO): RNA binding
Source: RefSeq, a predicted model, not a curated record
ACGACACAAGUUGCAGUCUCUUGCUCUUUGCCUCACUCCUUCUAUUCACAAAUUUCUGCAAAAAAUUAGGGUUUCGACACAGUAAGAUGGGAGGGAAGAAGGCAAAGAAAGCGAUGCAGAAGAGUUUGAAAAGGGUCACUGCUGCUAAACCCUCUGAUGGUCCUGAUUUUUUGCCCUUGGAAGGUGGUCCUGCUCGGAAACUUCCCGUGCAGACACCGUUGGAGAAUAAAGGCACCGUCUUGUAUGUCGGUCGGAUCCCACAUGGGUUCUAUGAGAAGGAGAUUGAAGGUUAUUUUGGACAAUUUGGAACCAUCAAGAGGUUGAGAAUUGCCAGAAACAAAAAGACUGGAAAAUCAAGACAUUUUGGGUUCAUAGAAUUUGAAUCUGCUGAGGUAGCAAAAAUUGUAGCUGAUACUAUGCACAAUUAUCUACUAUUUGCGCACCUUCUCCAGGUUCAUGUGAUGCCUCCAGAGCAGGUUCAUCCAAACUUAUGGAGAGGGUUCAAUUACCGUUACAAGCCAUUGGACUCUGUCGAAAUUCAGCGAGAGCAACAUGACAAGGAAAGAACAUUGGAAGAGCACAGAAAGUUAGUUGAAAAGAUUGUGAGUCGUGAUAAAAAACGUCGUAAGAAGAUAGAGGAAGCUGGCAUUGAUUAUGAAUGCCCUGAGAUUGUGGGUAACAUCCAGCCAGCUCCAAAGAAAUUAAAGUUUGAAGACUGAGUAGGUAUAACCCUUUGUGAAAGGGAGGCCUCUUCACCUCGGCUUAUGUUGUGUUCCCACCAGUUGUGUGCAUGCUAAAUGUAUCAUGAAAGCUGAUGAUUCUAGAGUGUCCUGAGUUUAUAGAUAGCGCGUUUUGUUACCUUCUCUUAGAUGUGUUCGAAAGCUGAUGUUCUACCAUGUUGUGAGCGACACUAGAGAGACUGUUGUUUUAGGAUGAAGUACUAGCAAUGACUUGCAAGGGCAAGAGCUUCCAAUUUUGAGUCUUCCGAAACCUUCUAUUCUGAUGAACAUUUAUAGAAGUAUUAUCCACUUCGUAUAUUCAUCAGUGUUUAUUGCAGUUAUCGCCUAAAGUGUAUUAUUUAUUUAAAAUGAAAUUCCCAAUAGUUUGACCAAA